CUUACACCAACCCCUUCUUGGAGCAAAUAUGCAGAUCAUUGAUCAGCCAUAAUAUUCAUCAAGUAGGGCAUCGAACGGAAAUGUCUCUCUUUUGUCCGACAUGCGCAAAUAUGCUCUUGGUUGGCCGAGAUGAUAUGAAUCGAAACAGGUGGGAAUGUAGUACAUGUCCUUAUCAAUUUCCUAUUGCCAAACAAAUGACAACUAGGGUAAAGCUAACACGCAAACAAGUUGAUGAUAUAAUGGGAGGUGAAGAUGCUUGGAAAAAUGUGGAUUCGACUGAUGCUGCUUGUCCAAAAUGCGAUAAUGCAAGAGCAUUCUUUAUGCAACUUCAAAUUCGAUCAGCGGAUGAGCCUAUGACAACGUUUUACCGAUGUACGAAGAGUGAAUGUGGUUAUCAAUGGCGUGAAGGUUGAAAAAGAUUCAAUAGCCCGAUUGAUCGACAAGUCGUAAAGCAUGAAAGGUAUAACCAUGUAAUCACAUCUACCCAGAUCACAGAAGAG
Messenger RNA from Meira miltonrushii, 500 nucleotides. RefSeq names its product putative Rpc11-DNA-directed RNA polymerase III subunit C11. Gene Ontology annotation, molecular function: zinc ion binding; nucleic acid binding; DNA-directed RNA polymerase activity. The transcript has 2 exons. Lineage: Eukaryota; Fungi; Basidiomycota; Exobasidiomycetes; Exobasidiales; Brachybasidiaceae. Bases 81 to 413 code for a protein of 110 amino acids. The record is from RefSeq and is a predicted model, not a curated record. Gene Ontology annotation, cellular component: RNA polymerase III complex. Gene Ontology annotation, biological process: termination of RNA polymerase III transcription; DNA-templated transcription.